Delphinapterus leucas (beluga whale) is the source of this 1682-nucleotide messenger RNA. RefSeq names its product alpha-ketoglutarate dehydrogenase subunit 4 (gene KGD4). Gene Ontology annotation, cellular component: oxoglutarate dehydrogenase complex. Gene Ontology annotation, biological process: 2-oxoglutarate metabolic process. Lineage: Eukaryota; Metazoa; Chordata; Mammalia; Artiodactyla; Monodontidae. The record is from RefSeq and is a predicted model, not a curated record. Gene Ontology annotation, molecular function: oxoglutarate dehydrogenase (succinyl-transferring) activity.
ACAGGUAGAGCCCGCCCCCAGCCGCCCAGGACUCCUGUUAUAGCCGCUGCUCGCCAGGGCCCGGAAGCUGCCCCUCUCGGGGGUCAUGAUGGGCAGCAAGAUGGCGUCUGCCAGCAGGGUCGUUCAGGUAGUCAAGCCACAUACUCCAUUAAUAAGGUUCCCUGACAGAAGAGACAAUCCUAAACCCAAUGUGUCAGAAGUUCUGAGAUCAGCAGGACUACCGUCUCACUCUUCUUCAAGUUCACAGCAUUCUAAGGGAAGUAAAUCGCCAGACUGGCUGAUGCAUCCGGGUCCACCAGACACUGCAGAGUUAAUAAAAACUUUACCUCAGAAGUACAGAAGGAAACUUGUAUCUCAAGAAGAAAUUGAAUUUAUCCAACGUGGAGGUCCAGAAUAAUCACUGACAAUGUGGCUGCUGUUUGUUUAAUCAGACAAAGAAGAGUCUUUACAAUGAAGGACUUCCAGAAUGACAAAUGAGAAAUUGUACAUUAAACAACUUUAAUAAAAUUUCUGUUAAAAAAAAAAAAAAAGAAGUAUAGAAAAUUUAGGACACUUGUAUCUCCUAAUUUAUGUAUCUUGGUCAGCUUCUCCAGAAGCUUACCUGAUUGUUUAUAUACUUUAUACUUAUUAAAGUAUACAUUUUUAAAUGUUAGCCUAUUAAUUUACUCAGAUAAUAAAAUUAUCAAGCAUUACAGUGUUGAACUAUUAAAAGUACACAAUGUCUAGUGAACAAUCAUAGGUUUACCAUAAUUUCACUUCUCUUUCAGUUUCUGUUUAAACAUGGAAAGAAUAUAUCCGGCAGAAUUGCAGCUUUCUGGAAGUAAUUUUCCUGGAAUUGGAUAAGGAUCAGUGAAAUAAUGACUCCAUUAUUUGUUCUUAAUUCUCUCAGUGUUUUUGCAUUCACAAAGUUACUGGAGAAUAACUGGCUCAAUAAGCAUAUCGUACUCUAAAUAAUAAAAAUACAGCCAUGGUAAAACAGAUGCCUUUGUGGUAUUAAGACUAGGGAGUUAACACAAAAGAUUAUGUAACCUGUGUUCAGAAAAAAAUGUCAGAGUAUCAAAUGGAAAAUAAGAGAUCAAAAUGAAUAUAGCAUAGGAAUAACAUUUGACCAGAAAUUUUAAGUUAUUAUGUUUUUAGGGGUGUUAAGAAAGUCUUAUUCUUUGGUUUAUUUUACUGUUUUGAUUGUGAUCAUGUGUACAAAUCCUGACAGUCAUAAACCUUCUCAAACUUCAUUGUCCGAAAGCCUCAUAAAAUCAACCUAUUCACCUUAUUAAGGCAAUUUACAGAAUUUUAAUAGGCUCUUCCUGUGCCAAGGGUAUGUAUGAUUGUGAAAGUAAAGCCUCACAAAGUGAAAUAAAUUCUCUUCUAUACCUUUAAUGAUUUCUAGAAUAUGCGUUAAAGAAGUCAUCCCUAAUAGUAAGGGUAACUCAUGAGUAAUAGACACAGUAGAAUUGUUGAGUACGUUUUUGUAUUUGCCCAGUUGCGUAUGGAUUAAUCUUUAUAUUUUUUUUCUUUUUUACUAUUUCAGAGUUGAUCUGCUUUUCGUGUAAAUUCUGUAUUGUGGCCUAGUAUAAAUGUUGCCCAACUUGAAUGUGAAAUAGGAGUUUGGUGCUAGCAAUGAGCUAUUCUGGUAACUUAUGAGAAAUACAUGACUCAUGAUUUCUUUUUUAUUAUUUCAAAAA